Trichoderma citrinoviride is the source of this 3366-nucleotide messenger RNA. RefSeq lists its product as hypothetical. The record is from RefSeq and is a predicted model, not a curated record. Gene Ontology annotation, cellular component: cytoplasm; cytosol. Gene Ontology annotation, biological process: valyl-tRNA aminoacylation. Gene Ontology annotation, molecular function: valine-tRNA ligase activity; aminoacyl-tRNA deacylase activity; ATP binding. Bases 73 to 3366 code for a protein of 1097 amino acids. The transcript has 8 exons. NCBI's taxonomy places the organism in Eukaryota, Fungi, Ascomycota, Sordariomycetes, Hypocreales, Hypocreaceae.
GCACUUCGAGUGCGGCCACUUAUUUGUCCUGCAACCGCAACUGCAAGAUCUUUCACCGGCACACGUGCGAUCAUGGCGACCAACUCUGCGCGAGGAAUCCCCAUCCCGGGCACCGAGGGCAUCCAGGAGAGCACCACCGUGCCUCCCAACGUCUCCAGCGAGGUCAAGCAGGAGGUUGCCGCCUCGACGCAGUCUGCUGCUCCCGGAGAGCAUGCCUCCGGUCAAGACGCCGGCGUCGUGCCAGCUCCCGAGGGGCCUCAGAAGGUGAAAUCUGAGAAGGAGUUGGAAAAGGAGCGCAAGAAGGCUGAAAAGGCCGCCAAGCUCGAGGCCAAGAAGGCAAAGGCUGCCGCCGCCGCCGCCGCCCCCGCCAAGGAAAAGAAGGCCAAGAAGGAGAAGGCCGAGGAGGAGCCGCUGCCGGCAUACGUCGAAGAUACCCCCGUUGGAGAGAAGAAGCGCAUCCGAUCGUUCGACGACCCCCACUUCAAGGCGUACAACCCCGUUGCCGUCGAGUCCGCUUGGUACAGCUGGUGGGAGAAGGAGGGCUUCUUCAAGCCCGAGUUCACCCCGGAGGGAAAUGUCAAGGAGGAGGGCAAAUUCGUCAUCGUCCACCCGCCUCCCAAUGUCACCGGCAGCCUGCACAUGGGACAUGCCCUCGGUGAUUCGCUUCAGGAUCUGAUGAUCCGCUGGAACAGGAUGCAGGGCAAGACUACCCUGUGGGUCCCUGGCUGUGAUCACGCCGGUAUCUCAACCCAGAGCGUUGUCGAGAACAUGCUGUGGAGACGGAAGCAGCAGACCAGACACGACCUCGGCCGAGAGAAGUUUGUCGAGACUGUCUGGGAGUGGAAGGAGGACUACCACAAGCGCAUCAACAAGGCUUUGACCAGCCUGGGAAGCUCGUUUGACUGGAGCCGAGAAGCGUUCACCAUGGACCCCAACUUGACAAAGGCCGUCAAUGAAACCUUCGUCCAGCUCCACGAGGAUGGCAUCAUCUACCGCGCCAACAGACUCGUCAACUGGUGCACGCAGCUCAACACUGCUCUUUCAAAUCUCGAGGUCAAGAACAAGGAGCUCACUGGAAGGACGCUGCUCGAUGUCCCCGGAUACGACAAGAAGGUCGAGUUUGGUGUCAUUGUUCACUUCAAGUACCCCAUUGAGGGCAGCGAUGAGACCGUCGAGGUUGCCACGACUCGUAUCGAAACCAUGCUGGGCGAUACCGGUAUCGCGGUUCACCCCAAAGACGCCAGAUAUACCCAUCUGGUCGGCAAGAAUGCUGUCCACCCGUUCAUCCCGGGCCGCAAGCUGCCCAUCAUUGCCGACGAGUAUGUCGACAUGGAAUUCGGAACUGGUGCUGUCAAGCUGACGCCCGCCCACGACCCCAACGAUUUCAACCUUGGUCAAAAGCACAACCUGGAGUUUAUCAACAUCCUCACUGACAAUGGGCUGAUGAACGAGAACGCCGGACCGUACCAGGGCCAGAAGCGUUUCGACGUCAGAUACGCCAUCCAGGAUGCUCUGAAGGAGAAGGGCCUGUAUGUGGACAAGAAGGACAACCCGAUGACGGUCCCACUGUGUGAGCGGUCCAAGGACAUCAUUGAGCCCAUCAUCAAGCCCCAGUGGUGGGUGAGGACGAAGGAGCUUGCUCAGGAGGCUCUUCGGGCUGUUCGGGAGGGCGAGAUCAAGAUCCGACCCGAGAGCGCAGAGAAGAGCUACUACCGCUGGCUUGAGGACAUCAACGACUGGUGCAUCAGCCGACAGCUGUGGUGGGGCCACAGAUGUCCUGCGUACUUUGCCAAGAUCGAGGGCGGCUCCGACGGCAUCCCUGAGGAGAAGCUCUGGUUUUCUGGGCGAAACAAGGAAGAGGCGGAGAAGAAGGCCCAGGCGGCGCUGCCUGGCAAGACCUUUACUCUUGAGCAGGACGAGGACGUUCUCGAUACCUGGUUCUCUUCUGGCCUGUGGCCGUUCAGCACAUUGGGCUGGCCCGAGAAGACGCCUGACUUUGAGAAGCUGUUCCCUACGAGCAUUCUCGAGACUGGCUGGGAUAUCCUCUUCUUCUGGAUUGCCAGAAUGAUCAUGCUCAGCCUGAAACUAACAGGACAGGUUCCCUUCAAGGAGGUGUACUGCCACAGUCUCGUCAGAGACUCCGAGGGCCGGAAAAUGAGCAAGAGUCUGGGCAACGUCAUCGACCCCCUGGAUGUCAUCUCCGGCAUCAAGCUGGAGGAUCUGCACGCAAAGCUCCUUCAAGGUAACCUGCACCCCAGCGAGGUCCAGAAGGCGACCAAGUACCAGAAGUCUGCCUUCCCCGAUGGCAUUCCUGAGUGCGGAGCUGACGCUCUCCGCUUCACCAUGAUCAAUGCCACAACUGGUGGUGGCGACAUUAACCUGGAGAUCAAGAUUAUCCACGGUUACCGAAAGUUCUGUAACAAGAUUUUCCAAGCAACCAAGUACGUUCUGGGAAGUCUGCCCAAGGACUUUGUUCCCUCAAAGACCGGGGCCGUGCCCGGCAAGACUCUGGCGGAGAGAUGGAUCCUUCACAAGAUGAACCAGGCGGCCAAGGAGAUCAACAUCGCCCUUGCUGACCGGGAGUUUUCAAAAUCCACCAUCAUCGUUUACCGAUACUGGUACAACGAGCUCUGCGACGUGUACAUUGAGAACUCCAAGGCCAUCAUCCGUGAUGGCACCGAGGAGGAGCGCAACUCGGCUAUCCAGACGCUGUACACUGCUCUGGAGGCCGCGCUCACCAUGAUUCACCCCUUCAUGCCGUUCAUCACCGAGGAGAUGUGGCAGAGAAUGCCUCGGAGACCCAGCGACGAGACCAAGUCCAUCAUGGUGGCCAAGUAUCCCACUUACAACCCUGUUCUCGACGAUCCCGAGUCCGAGCGGGCCUAUGAGCUUGUGCUCGACUGCAGCAAGGCUUCGCGAUCGCUCAUGGCCGAGUACGCCAUCAAGGAAGACGCCGAAAUCGUCAUCCAGGCGUACAAUGCCGAAUCCCUCAAGACCUGCCAGAACGAAGUCGCCUCCAUCAAGUCCCUCAGCGGCAAGAGCGUCAAGACCAUGCAAGUCGUCGGCCCCGACGCCCCCCGCCCCCUCGGCAGCGUCGCAUACCCCGUUUCCACCGCCGCCUCCGUCUUCCUGCACGUCAAGGGCCGCGUGGACAUGGACGCCGAGAUCGCCAAGGCGCAGAAGAAGCUCGAGAAGACGGGUGCCAACAUCCAGAAGCAGGAGAAGCUCCUUGCGGACCCCGGAUACAAGGAGAAGGUCUCGGCGGCCGUUCAGGAGGGUGACCUCAAGAGGCUGGCUGAUGCCAAGCAGGAGAAGCACAGCCUGGAGGAGACGAUUAAGCAGUUUGAGCAGCUCAAGUUGGAGUAA